Molecule: messenger RNA, 1119 nt
Organism: Cooperia oncophora
Lineage: Eukaryota; Metazoa; Nematoda; Chromadorea; Rhabditida; Trichostrongylidae
Source: the annotation of a GenBank genome assembly
AUGCUCAAAUGUUUGGAGAAAUUGCGGAACUCUUGGCUUGAUUUCCAUAAAGGGAGUGAUGUCGAAGAACCAGAAAUCGUUCGAUACUAUGGGUAUCCUUCAGAGGUGCAUAUCGUCAGGACCGACGAUGACUACAUUCUAGAACUGCAUCGAAUUCCUUAUGGAAAGCAUGGUGAGAUUAACCCCGAUCGACCGGUGAUUUUCCUGCAACACGGAGUAUUCUCUGAUGGUUUCGCUUGGACGGCAAAUUUAGCAAAUGAGUCGGCAGCGUUUGUCUUCGCCGACGCUGGCUUUGACGUAUGGAUGACGAACUGUCGCGGCACGCCGCCCUCACAGAAACACAUCGGUUAUGGACCAGAUGAUUCACGAUUCUGGAAUUUCACAUGGCAAGAUAUGUCAACAUUUGAUUUGACCGCCUCGAUCGAUUAUGUAUUGGACCAUACAAAACAGGAAAGCCUCUACUUUAUCGGCCAUUCCCAAGGAACCGUGCUGAUGUUCGCCAAGCUCGCAGAAGAUCCCAACUACUCUAAUAAGGAUCGUCAGUUUCACGCGCUGGCUCCAGUUGCGGACAGUUUCCCAUAUUGGAGGACUCUUUCGAUUAUUCGGCUACCGCUUGAAUAUUCCAGUUUACCCAUUGCUCAAGGAGUCUGCACAUUGGAUAUAGGUUUCAUCGACGGCACAGAGAAGAUGUUCAAUACGACUCGGGUCGGCACCUAUCUCUGCCAUAUGCCAGCUGCCACCUCGUCAAAGAACAUUCUGCACUGGAUUCAGGUAGUAAAAUCACGGAAGUUUGAAAAGUUCGAUUAUGGCGAGGAAGGAAACAUGCGAGAAUAUGGGACGAAAGAUCCGUACCAUUAUGAUGUGCGAAAAAUUCGUGCGCCGACGUAUCUUUACUGGAGCAAAGAUGACAUCCUUGCCGACACCGAAGAUAUACGAGAGGCGAUAUUAGAAAAGAUGAAUGAAACGAUCCGGGGCAGUUACGAGUUACCGCAUUACUCGCAUUUGGACUUCAUCUAUGCACUGAACGCCACCAACGAUAUUUACCAGCCCAUUAUCCAUCGCAUUCGAAAGGAUUUUGACUCGCGAAGAAUGCUUGUCAAUAAUAGAAUUCAUAAAUAA